GGUGAGAAUUGCCCCUGCCGAGGUGAAGACAAGCCCAUCCACAGGUGGUUCCCGCCUUCCACGAACCUUCCAAAUCGUCCCCACGUGACUCUUCACAUGACCAGACUUUCUCGACUCCUUCCAUCGAUUCAACUCUGGCAUCACGUAUCUCAUGGUUAUUCAAGACGCAAUACGCUUAUAUCCCCCGCUUCGUGCUGUUGCUGUCCGAGGUUUACGAGACGGAAUUUCGUCCCGACGAAGCGAUAACCUGGAAUGAGUUCCUGUCGAUACGCUCUAUGAUUGGAGGAAACAUCGGUUAAACCACGGGUAGAGUUCACAAGCUCAUCAUCCGUGGGGCUUCACCACCAACUAGAUGCUCAUCUGGUAUCAUGAGAACGAACUGGUCUGUUCGAUUGGCAAAUGAUAGAGGAGGAUAGCUCUUUUCUCGCCCGACGGAUGCAUAUGUAUCAGGCAGAAUAGACACGCAAGUUGCUGCGGGGUUGUCAUUUACCCAGACAGGUUCUCCAGCUUGUUCAAGGCGCGAGUAUUUAUCUGUUGAUCAGAGGAGCUGAUUCCUGUCAAUUGACUUAGUUUCCCAUUAUUCUUGCUUUUACCGUGAAACAGGCUUUUUGGAAGUGAUAAAAUGGCUGACAUUAACGUCGAAGAGGUCCUGAAGAAGCUGUCUCUCGCUGAGAAGGUCUCCCUCCUGGCAGGAAUUGACUUCUGGCAUACAAAGUCACUCCCAGAGCAUGGAGUCCCAUCUCUACGUCUAUCAGAUGGCCCCAACGGCGUAAGAGGAACCAGAUUCUUCAACGGUAUCCCGGCAGCAUGCUUUCCCUGCGGCACCGGCCUUGGUGCAACAUUCAACCAAGAACUGCUUGAGGAAGCAGGAAAAAAGAUGGGUGAAGAGGCAAUUGGAAAGAGUGCUCAUGUAAUUCUCGGCCCCACCAUCAACAUGCAACGUUCGCCUCUUGGAGGACGUGGUUUUGAGUCUAUAGGCGAGGACCCCUUUCUCGCUGGCCUCGGUGCCGCUGCGCUUGUUCGUGGAAUCCAGAGCACAGGUGUGCAAUCAACAAUCAAGCAUUUUGUAUGCAAUGAUCAAGAACAUAAGCGCAUGAGUGUUCAAGCUAUCAUCACAGAGCGUGCACUUCGUGAGAUCUACGCUCUUCCCUUCCAGCUGGUUGUACGAGACUCACAGCCCGGUGCAUUCAUGACAUCUUACAACGGUGUCAACGGAACUUCUUGCAGUGAGAGCAAGAAGCUACUGAACGACAUGCUACGUGAAGAAUGGGGUUGGGAGGGUCUGAUCAUGAGUGAUUGGUACGGCACAUAUAGUGUCACAGACGCCAUCAAGGCUGGUCUUGAUCUUGAGAUGCCUGGCCCUACUCGCUGGCGAGGCGAUGUCCUCAACUUUGCAGCUGCUUGUGAGAAGGUUUGGGGGCAUGUUAUUGAUGACCGCGCCCGAGAGGUCCUCAAGUUUGUCAAGAAGUGUGCUGCCUCUGGUGUCAAGGAACACGGCCCUGAGAAGACACUCGAUACACCUGAGACAGCCGCUCUUCUCCGUAAGAUCGGAAACGAGAGUAUUGUGCUCCUGAAGAAUGAGAAGAGCCUUCUUCCGUUGGCGAAGGAUAAGAAGACCUUGGUCAUUGGACCUAACGCCAAGGUUGCGACUUACCAUGGUGGUGGCUCUGCCUCUCUAGCCGCCUACUACGCUGUGACACCUUACGAUGGUAUCGCUGAAAAGCUCGGUAGCCAGACUGCAUACACUAUAGGUGCCUACACCCAUAAACUGAGCCCUCUACUGGGAAGCCAGACCAAGGGCGAAGACGGAAAGGCUGGUAUGAGCUGGAAGGUGUACAACAAGCCACCUAGCGACACAUCCCGCAAGCCCGUCGACGAGCUAUGGCUUGCCAAGUCGGAAAUGCACCUCGUCGACUACUACAACUCUGAGCUCGAAGACCUCUGGUUCGCAGAUCUAGAAGGAAUUCUAGAAGUCGAGGAAGAUUCCACGUACGAGUUUGGCGUCAUCGUCUGCGGGACUGCCAACCUCUACGUCAACGACGAGCUUGUCGUCGACAACUCGACCAAGCAAAUCGCCGGCGACGCGUUCUUCGGCACAGCGACACGGGAAGAGCUCGGCCGCAAGGACCUAAAGAAGGGCGAGAAGUACAAGAUCAGGAUUGAGUUUGCCUCGGCCCCAAGCUUCACCCUCAAGCUGGACAACCCCGUCGUCGGCCACGGAUCUCUUCGCGUCGGUGCAUCAAAGGUCAUCGACGCGAAGCAGGAAAUCGAGCGAUCUGUCGCUCUCGCUAAGGAGCAUGAUCAGGUCAUUAUUUGUGCUGGUCUGAACUCGGACUGGGAGACGGAGGGCUCCGACCGUGAGAGCAUGAAGCUUCCCGGAGCUCUGGAUGAGCUCAUUUCCGCUGUCGCAGCCGCGAAUUCGCAGACGGCUGUUGUUAUGCAGACUGGUACGCCGGAGGAGAUGCCCUGGCUGGAUGAAGUCCCUGCUGUGAUUCAGGCGUGGUAUGGUGGUAACGAGACGGGUAACUGCAUUGCAGACAUUCUCUUUGGUGACGCAAACCCGUCUGGCAAGCUAUCGCUGAGCUUCCCCAAGCGCUUAGCCGAUGUCCCAGCAUUCCUUAAUUUCCGAACCGAAGCCGGGCGAACACUUUAUGGUGAGGAUGUGUAUAUGGGAUACCGAUACUACGAAUUUGCCGACCGUGAAGUCAACUUCCCCUUUGGUCACGGCCUCUCAUACACCACCUUUGCCUUCUCAGACCUCAAUGUUUCCUCCAAGGAUGGCAAGCUCACCACAAGCGUUACCAUAAAAAACACAGGCUCCGUGCGCGGUGCAGAAGUUGCGCAGCUUUACGUGCGCCCAAUGCAAGCUGCCAAGGUGAACCGUCCUGUCAAGGAGCUCAAGGGUUUCGCAAAGGUUGAGCUAGAUGCUGGCGAGUCUAAGACGGUGACUAUCACUGAGUUGGAGAAAUAUGCCGCCGCAUACUUCGACGAAGAGAAGGACAAGUGGUGUGUUGAGGCUGGUGAGUACGAGAUUAUUAUUAGUGACAGCAGUGCUGUGACCGACAAGGCACUCAAGGGCUCCUUCAAGGUCGAUGAGACAUACUGGUGGUCUGGUAUUUAACAAAUGGACUGUAGAUAGCUGUGUAAUGCUUCGACUGAAUGAGAAUUAAGUAUUUUCUUGCU
Fusarium verticillioides 7600 is the source of this 3183-nucleotide messenger RNA. RefSeq names its product beta-glucosidase. The coding region runs from base 623 to 3121 and encodes 832 amino acids. The record is from RefSeq and is a predicted model, not a curated record. The transcript has 2 exons. NCBI's taxonomy places the organism in Eukaryota, Fungi, Ascomycota, Sordariomycetes, Hypocreales, Nectriaceae. Gene Ontology annotation, molecular function: beta-glucosidase activity. Gene Ontology annotation, biological process: glucan catabolic process.